AUCAGCAUCAUGGCGGCCGAUACAGAAGGCAUGCAGAAGAUGUUACCAGAAGUUCACCCGCCACGUAAAGCACCAAGGCGUUCUAUGUGUUCUUGUAGCAGUUACAGUAUAUUUAAGCUCCUACUGUUUCUGUACACCUUGAUAUUUUUGUUUGUUGGUUUGUUUUUACUGGGUACUGGUAUACUGGUGGAAAUUAGUCGUCAAGAUUAUCAUGCGUUAAACAAAAACUUGGCAUUACCAGUAGCUUUACUAAUAUUAGUUGGUCUUAUUAUAACGAUAAAUGCUGUAUGUGGAUUGGUUGGCACCAUUACAGAGAACCCAACUCUACUUAAAGUGUUUUUGGGUAUUACAAUAUUGGCAUUCCUGAUACAAGUAACAAUUGGUAUUGUGGCUUUUGUUUACAGAGAACAGGUUCCUGGGAUUCUCAAUUCUCAUCUGAUGUUUGGUGUUGAAGAAUAUACUAACAACAGUGGAAUAAGACUAGCCAUGGACUCGAUACAGAAAAAGUUCCAUUGUUGUGGUUUCAAGAGCUAUUUAGACUACAGUUUGUAUAAUGACGAUUUUAAUUGUGUAUCAGAGAAACCCCAGUCAUGUGGUGUACCAAGUUCAUGUUGUAUAGAAGGCCUGAAAAGAGAACCAGCUGAGAACUGUGGAUAUGGUAUUAUAGGUAAUGGAACUAUUAGUGAGAAAGUAUUUAUGGAUGGUUGUACAAAUAUGUUUCUCACUUGGUUGGCUGCUAAUCUUGAUCAUGUUGGCGCUUCUGCUUUAGGUUUUGCCAUUCCUCAGAUUAUUGGAAUACUGAUAGCUUAUUUCUUUUUACGGAAAGUUGUGGAACUAAGAGUUUGGUAUCGUGUGGAGAAUAUGAGAACUUGAUUGACAAUUGAUUACAUUUUCUACACUAUAUAAGCUUAAUGCACAGAUUUAACAGCUUACACAGUUUUAUUAACAUAUAUCACAUCUAGUGUUAAAACUGAUAUAAACAAUCUGGAUUUUAUUUAAUAUUUUAAUACCUGUAUGCAUAUGACAAGAUCCAAAAGUAGACAUCGGCUGUUAGUAUUUUUGAUGAAUAAAAUUAAUAUAAUCUACAUGUAUUACUCAAAUGUUGUUUUUGAGAAAAAAUCUUAUUUCAAAAUUUGAUUUUGAAAAUGGCCAUUAUUAAAUGGUAUAAAUAUAUACUAUAUAGCAUGUUUAGAUAUAUAAUAAUGAUAUAUAUUGUGUUGGUAAUCUGCUAUAAUAUACCAGGUGCUAUAUAGUUAUAAUAAUCAUUCUAGAUCAAUAAUAGAGUUUCCAUAUAGUAGUAGUGGUAUUAUAUUAUAUUUAUAAGAGAGGAGGAAAUAACAUUGAUCUUACUGAUAGAUUUAUUUAGAAAAUUAUAUUAAAUUCUCUGUCUAAAAUUUAUUUAAUGCUGUGAGAAUAUUGGUGUGACAAAAAUUAACAUCAUGUGGGCAGAAUUACAGACUUUUAGUAGAAGGUUAACAUUCUGAGAUUCAAAAGAAACAGCACACACUUAAGGACUAUAUGGAAGCCAGCCAUAUAUAGAUGUAUUUAUUAUGUUAGUUUUAGUAAAUCAAUCUACCAUUCUACUGGUAUGUUUGAUAUCACUUACUAUAUUAAACUUGUAAUUAUGCAAAUUAGAAUUAAUGAUAAGGUGUUAUGCAUAAUAUUUCGUCAGGCUUGAUACAUAUUUUUGUUUUGAUUGUUUAAAGAGAACUGGUUGGUUUCAUGCAUUAUACAUGUACAUUUGUGUUGAAUGUGGAUACUGGAAUUUUGAAAAGGACAUAGAAAGAGUUUGCACAUUUGUAAGUGUGCAUGGUUUAUGAUAUAGUAACUUAGCCCAGUCAGAGCAGAACAGUAGGACGUUAAACACCCAUUUCAUUUCGAUAUAGUAACUUAUUGGCAGAUAGAAAUACUUAUUGUUCACCAACUUCACACCUGGGAUCUGCCCAAUGAUGUUUUGUUACAUUAAAUAUGUUUUAUUUUGUUUGAAAGCCAAUACCAGUAUUCACAUUCUGUACGCAUUGUGCAGUUUUCCAGUCUUCGCUAUUUUUGUUAGUAUUUUAUUGUCGAGGUUUAGAUUUUGCAAUUCCAUUUUUUUUCUUCCUGAAUAAGGCACAAAAUAAGAAAAAAGAAGAUGUUUAGAUUAAACAAGACAAAAUAAUUAUAUUAGUAAUAUUUUUCAUUUGAUGGCCAAAGGUUUUUAUUUUAUUUUGAAUUUAUUUUUGGUGCUACGUACAUGACUGCAACUUUUAGACAGUAUUUUCUGAAUAUAUUUUACUGCUUUUGUAUUUUUUGUUAUUAUUACACGAUGAUUAUUUAUUGUUCAUAAUUUCUAUGCGUUCAGUCAGACAUUUUAUUUUUGGCUUUUUGAUAUUAAGUAGGAACAUGUACAUUCCUUAUUUAUAUAAAAGAGAUAAGGUCAGUUUUUGUAAACUUAAUGGGGUGGGUGUCUUGCACAGUGUCAUGUUUUGGUGGUUUUGGUCCAGGGCUUAUAGGUGAUGCUGAAUCAGAUUGCCUGCAUAACCUCAUUAGUGUUUUCAAAUUUCCUUCCACUACUUAACUUAUUGAAACAAACUUAAUUAAUUCCUCUCUGUUAUUGCAGAAACUUUUUCUGUAAAAAGACACAUGCUUCUGUUAAGUACCUCAGGAUGUUUAGAUUUAAAAACAGGUUUUAUAUUCAAACUGUUGAUAUCCCACCAUCUUCAAUUUUAAAAAAUUUGACAUUAUCUCUUUCAAUAUUAGUAAAAUAAAAGUGCUAAAUGUUUUAUACACUAUUUAAUUUGAGUUUUUCUGUUAUUUAUCUUGUAUAAUUUCUGGUAGAUAUGAUAUAGAUAGCGUAUGUACAGAAAUAGUACUUGUGUUUAUUUUCAGUGAAGAAACUGAGCAUCGAAAUAUGGUUUGUUUGUAGUGAUACAAUAUAUAUAGUUGCAUAAUAUUUGAUGGUUCUAUAAAACAUUUGUGCUGAUAUGGUUAAAAAGAAUCUCUAGUUAUAUAUAUAUGGUUAUAUUAUUAUAAGUAUGGACAGUUAGUUUGUUGUGAUGUUGUGUGAUAUAGAUUUGUUGUCUUGUAUUGUCUAUAUAAAUAUGUGUUAUGUUUAAUGUCCUUAAGCUGUAUUCCUAUAUUUACAAAUGUCUUUAGGAAUUUCGAAUGCGUCCAUAAUCCUACCUUUACUGAACAACAAUAAAAAUAAUAGUCUGAUUUUCUGUGAGUUAUAUGAAAAGCAAACUAGAUUAUUCUUAUAUGAAAAAAGAAUUCUUCAUUUGUUUGUUUAUUGUAUGAUAAUAAUUACACCACUGGUAAAGGGUAUGGAUUGGAAUACAGCUUUAUUGUAGAAAAUGGUGUGGUUUUUGUUACUAGUGUAAACUGUGAUUUCCACAAAAUUAUCUGCAAAACUUCCACGUUUCUUUGCAAUUAAAUUCAGUUAAUUUAUUGUCUGUUGACUUCAUAUUAGUAUUUGUAGUUUUGUUGCUAGUAAAAAAAUAUUCCAUGUGUUUUUCAAAAUACUAGUCAUUAUUAUCCAUCAUUAGUGUUUAUAAUAAUGUUGCUUCAUUUUUCUUCCUUAACAUAUACCUCACUUUGUGUGUAAAUGUAGGCACUUAGAAUAAUAUCCUGCCUUUUAUUAUACAUAUGUUGUUUUUCCUUAAUGUAAUUUUAACCAAUUAUAGCAAUACAAAACAUAGCAAAAUAUGGAAUAUGGUUUCUGUAAUUUAUAAGAAUAUUACCAAAAUGUAAAAAUCCAAUCUGAUUUUAAAACAGAUCUUUAUACAGUUGGAGAUAUAAUUUUCCAUUGAAUAUGGAUUAGAUUUAGAUACCAAGAGAUAACAAAUUUACUGACUUAUUGCAUUCCUUAAAUUAAAUGUAAUUAAUCUGCAGUGGCCCCAGUAAUAAAUCACCUAUUGUGUAAAGAAAUUACCUGUACAUGUAUGUAUUGGUGUCUGUGAGACAAGGGUCCAAAUAAGAAACCAGCCAUUUGUAUGUACUGAAUUAUGCACAGUAAUAGAUCUACAAUGUUGUCAUCCAUAUGUUCAGAAUAACAAUUAUCUCAUUUAUAAUACUCUUUACUCAAUAUAUUUUGCAUAAAUAUUUUUAAUUAUUUUGUUAAAUUUGUAUCUUCAUAUUGUCAGCUUUUAGUUAUGCUGUUUAACUAAUAAAAUAUUUUGUUCAAUUA
Patella vulgata (common limpet) is the source of this 4165-nucleotide messenger RNA. RefSeq names its product tetraspanin-15. NCBI's taxonomy places the organism in Eukaryota, Metazoa, Mollusca, Gastropoda, Patellidae. Gene Ontology annotation, cellular component: membrane. The record is from RefSeq and is a predicted model, not a curated record. The transcript is spliced from 8 exons. The coding region runs from base 10 to 873 and encodes 287 amino acids.